AAGAGAAGAUGGUUUGUGCUUCGCAGUGGCCGUUUAACGGGGGAUCCAGAUGUAUUGGAAUACUACAAAAAUGACCAUGCCAAGAAGCCUAUCCGUAUUAUUGACUUAAAUUUGUGUCAACAAGUGGAUGCUGGAUUAACAUUCAACAAAAAAGAGUUUGAAAACAGUUAUAUUUUUGAUAUCAACACUAUAGACAGAGUUUUCUAUUUGGUAGCAGACAGCGAGGAGGAGAUGAAUAAGUGGGUUCGAUGUAUCUGUGAUAUCUGUGGGUUCAACCCUACAGAUGAGGAUGCUGUGAAGCCACCGGUCAGUUCUUUACAACCAUCUGCUGAGUUACCCUUGCCCAUCAACACUUCACCGCCUUCCAUGCAAGCAGAAUCUUCGCUACCUCCUCCUUAUCAGCUUAUUAACAUCCCCCCACUGGAGUCUUCCUCUGGUCAAGAAGAUCCUCAAGACUACCUACUGCUAAUAAACUGUCAAAGUAAAAAACCUGAACCUAUGAGAUCUCAUGCUGACUCGGCAAAAUCCAGCUCUUCUGAAACAGACUGCAAUGAUAACGUGCCCUCCCACAAAAAUCCCGCUCCAUCAGCGAGCAAGCACGCUGUGAAUGGCUUUUUUCAGCAGCAAGGUGUCUAUGACUCUCCGCCUUCUCGUACUGGACUGACAGUGGCAGACUGCAGCCUUUAUAACCUGCCUAGGAGUUACUCACAGGAUGUUUUACCGAAGGCAGCGUCUCCAUCUGGGACUGAUGCAGAAGGAGAGCAACAUGUUUUCAAUACCCCGUCAGCAACAUCUUCAUUAGACGCACAGAUGAGACACAUCUCCAUUAGCUAUGACAUUCCCCCCACACCUGGAGGUACUUAUCAGAUUCCACGAACUUUUCCAGAGGGAACGUUGUCUCAGACUUCAAAACUGGAGACUAUUCCAGAUAUUCCUCCACCUCGGCCACCAAAACCUCACCACGCUUCAGAUCGAUCUCCUGUGGAAACAUGUAGCAUUAGUCGCACUGCUUCAGACACUGAUAGUAGUUACUGCAUCCCUACAGCAGAAGGAAUGCCACCCUCGCGCAGUAAUACCAUUUCAACUGUAGAUUUGAAUAUCUUUCGUAAAGAAAUUAGUUCUCAAGACUGUUAUGAUAUUCCACGAACGUUUCCGAAUGACAGAUCUAACUCAUUGGAGGGCUUCCAUAACCACUUUAAAAACAGAAGCAUGUUGACAGUGGGAAGUGUUUCAAGUGAAGAACUAGAUGAAAAUUAUGUCCCAAUGAAUCCCAACUCUCCUCCACGACAGCAUUCCAGCAGCUUCACUGAACCCAUCCAGGAAACAAACUAUGUACCAAUGACACCAGGCACGUUUGAUUUUCCGUUAUUUGGAAAGCAAGUUCCUCCUCCUGCUCACAUGGGUUUCAGGUCCAGUCCAAAGACCCCUCCCAGACGGUCAGUACCUGUUGCAGAAUGUGAGCCACCGCCAGUGGAUCGGAACCUCAAACCGGACAGAAAAGAAUUUCUGUUGAAGACCACUGCUGCUUCUCUAAAGCUGGUAUUACUGCAGAGAUCAGGUGUGUUGGUGAUAAGGCCUCCAGGUCAAAGUCCUAAAAUUUUAAGACCUAAACCACAUGGUUUAGAGCGAACUGAUUCACAAACCAUAGGUGACUUUACUACAAGAAGAAAGGCAAAACCAGCUCCAUUAGAAAUAAAACCUCUGCCUGAAUGGGAAGAAUUACAAGCCCCAGUUAGAUCUCCUAUCACCAGAAGCUUUGCACGAGACUCCUCCAGGUUUCCCAUGUCUCCCAGACCGGAUUCAGUUCAUAGCACAACUUCCAGCAGUGACUCGCACGACAGUGAAGAGAAUUAUGUAUCCAUGAAUCCAAAUCAGUCCACUGAAGAGCCAAAUUUGUUUGGAAGCAACAGUCUUGAUGGGGGAAGCAGCCCUAUGGUAAAACCUAAAGGAGAUAAACAAGUAGAAUAUUUAGAUCUGGACCUAGAUUCCGGAAAAUCUACCCCACCUCGUAAGAAAAAGAGCAGUGGUUCAGGCAGCAGCGUGGCAGAUGAAAGAGUUGAUUACGUUGUGGUUGACCAGCAGAAAACGCUAGCACUGAAGAGCACACGAGAGGCAUGGACUGAUGGGAGACAGUCUACAGAAUCUGAAACACCUACAAAAAGCGUGAAAUGAAAAUACUGCUUGUUCUUCAAAGAACAGAAAGGAGUGAAUUUUGAAGAAUUACAGAACCACAAUGGCAGUGUUGUUCGACUGUACAGUACCUGAUUCACUGGUGUGUGACUAGGUUCUUGACUGAAUAGGAUGGAAGCCAAAGGACACUUCGAAUAUAUCAAAGGAAUUUUAAGAUCGUAAAUUGGCUCUGUGGUCUCUGGAAAAAUUGCAACCUGUAAAUAACGUGUAAAAUAGUAUCGCUUAGCUUUCAGAAAACCUUUUGUUCUGUAGUUAACACAUUUGUAGUAUUACUAUGUUUAUGCACUUUUUCAGUUACAAUGUUGGUUCAGGUAUUGCCAGUUAGUGUACCUUAAUGCCUAAUUCAUCUGGAGAAUUUUUUUUUUCCUUACACUACUAUUCCUUACGUUUUUAGGUUAAUUAAGCUACAUGUAGAUACGGAAAUUAAUAUUUGAACUUCAUUUUAACAACUUAAAAUUGAUUUUGCGGAAAUACUUUCACAAUUGAAUAAUCUACUUGAAAUGCCAAGAGAUGACCGUUAGUUACAUACUUGUUUAUAUUUAAUACAUGCAAGGUUAUUUGGAAGUCUACAGGUUACCUUCCUAACAAAAAUUGCUGUGAGUUAAUAAUAAUGAACUGUACUGGGUUUAGACCUACAAUCCUGGCUUAUAUGUUAGUUGUUAGUGGUGGAACUUCUAUUGUAUUUUAUUAAUGACAGUGUUCUGUGUUCAAUGAGUGAAGAUUCUGCAGGGUGGGAUCUUACACUUUUAAAGACUGAAUAAUUAAAUAUCAAGUAAGCCUGCAAACCACUGAUGGCAUGCAGUAAUAUUGUGAUCUCACACUUAUUAACAAGGAAUAACCUUUAUAUUAUUUACAGAAGGUAGAGUAUAUAAAUCAGGUACGUACCAAGCACUAUUGUGCUAAUACACUGAUCAGGUUUAGACAAUGAGCUUUAGUUUUGUACUCUUUAGAAGUUCUAAUGUCAGUUUUCAGUUCAAGAUUAAUGGGACAGUUUGACAUUCACUGUUUGUAGUACUAGCAAAAUACUGUGAUUUUGAAUUAGACAUUAAUUCAAAUGGAAAUACUACGUUUUGACACCAUAGUGCCCUUCUUAUGAUCUCUAUUUUACUUUAAUCUCCUGCUUGGCCUUAUAUUUAAAUCCCUAUGCAACUGGUAUUUUAUAUCUCUGUUUUUAAAAAUUAGAUAAUAUACUUCAAUGAUCCCCUUGUAAACCACUUGUUGCUCUUUCCUGGUACAGGAUUUUAAGCUCUGUAUACUGUGAUCCUUUAUUUUACUAUGCCAGUUCCAAAUAAUAAUCUGCCUUGGUUUA
Molecule: messenger RNA, 3499 nt
Organism: Nipponia nippon (crested ibis)
Lineage: Eukaryota; Metazoa; Chordata; Aves; Pelecaniformes; Threskiornithidae
Source: RefSeq, a predicted model, not a curated record